Molecule: messenger RNA, 4550 nt
Organism: Malaclemys terrapin pileata
Lineage: Eukaryota; Metazoa; Chordata; Testudines; Emydidae
Gene: DKK3
Product: dickkopf WNT signaling pathway inhibitor 3
Exons: 9
Coding region: 315-1478 (387 amino acids)
Biological process (GO): negative regulation of canonical Wnt signaling pathway; multicellular organism development
Cellular component (GO): extracellular region
Molecular function (GO): receptor antagonist activity; co-receptor binding
Source: RefSeq, a predicted model, not a curated record
GCCCUGUAAAGGAGGCUGGCACCGAGCCCCCGCCCCCCACACUCUGCUCCGAGACCAAGCAGGCACCUGGUCCCUCCCACACCGCACUCAGCCCCCGCUUUCUCUGGCUUCCUGCAGCCAAUAGCAACAGAGGCGGCCGCAGAGGAGGCUGCUGCGAGCCCCAGGGGCGCGGCGCAGAGCGGAGCAGAGCAGCGCCGCUGGCCCGAGGCUUCACAGCUCCGCGCGCAUCUCCCCGGCUCGCCAGGGCAGCGGCGGCAGACACAGGUCAGGGAGCGCUUCUGUGCUGGGAGAGAGCGCGGCCGCUGCGGCUGAGGAUGCUCCUGGUCCUGGUCCUGCCCUUGCUGCUGGGGGGCGCUUGCGCAGCUCCGGCGGCGGAUGGAGGGGCCGAGCUGCCGCCCGGGGAGCCGGAGCCGAGCUUCCCUCGGGAGGAGGCCAGUCUGAACGAAAUGUUCCGCGAGGUGGAGGAGCUGAUGGAGGACACGCAGCACAAGCUGCGGAACGCAGUCAAGGAGAUGGAGGCUGAGGAAGAAGGGGCAAAAAACCCAUCAGAAGUUGACUUUGAAAACUUACCUCCCAGCUACCAUAAUGAAUCCAACACAGACACCAAAAUUGGUAAUAAAACCAUUCAUACCCACCAGGAAAUUGACAAGGUUACAGAUAACAAAACUGGAUCAACAAUCUAUUCCGAGACCGUUAUUACAUCUAUAAAAGAUGGAGAAAGCAAGAGGAAUCAUGAGGAAUUUUGUUUCAAAAUUACUCUAAAGAGAAGGACAGGAGACCGUCAUUCCUGGCAUGAGAUGGCUUUAAGGACCAGCAUUUCACAAAUAGAAGAGUGCAUAAUUGAUGAGGAUUGUGAGAUAGGGAAAUAUUGCCAGUUCUCCAGUUUCGAAUACUUAUGUCAGCUCUGUAAAACCCAACAUUCUCCUUGCUCCCGAGAUGUUGAAUGCUGUGGAGACCAGCUUUGCGCCUGGGGUGAAUGUGUGGAAGCUGCAUCAAAAGGCGAGAAUGGCACAAUUUGUGAAAAUCAACAUGACUGUAAUCCUGGGACAUGCUGUGCUUUUCAGAAAGAUCUUCUGUUUCCUGUGUGUACUCCAUUACCUGCAGCAGGAGAACCUUGCCAUGAUCCUUCAAACAAACUCCUGAACCUGAUCACAUGGGAACUGGAACCAGAUGGAGUGCUUGAGCGCUGCCCAUGUGCAAAUGGCUUGAUAUGCCAGACUCACAGCCACAGCACCGUGUCUGUAUGUGAAGUGUCUUUUAAUGAAACCAGAAGUAACGAAAAGGAAGACCCUUUGCUCAUGGAUGAAAUACCGUUACUUGGUUUGAUACCCAGAGAUGUGCUUGGUGAUUAUGAAGACAGCAGUAUCAUUCAGGCAGUGCGGAAGGAAUUAGAAAGCCUGGAAGGAAAUAUUUCCGAACAGACAGAUUUAAAGGAGCCAGACUUGGCUCAUGAUCUGCUCUUUGGAGAUGAGAUUUAAAUUAAACACAGGGUAGGAUUGGUCACUGACACGAUACGAAUUAAAUUUCUAGAAGUGUCUAGUAUUUUGCUUGUAUAAAUUCUGAACACACACACUGCUGGAUAGAAGUGCAAUAAAUAAUAUUUUAAAGGGGUUUCUUCCUAUUCUCGUCCCCCAAACCUGCACAGACUUUUUUUUUUUUUUAAUCCAUUCGGAAGGUUGGACUAAAUUAAAUCAGAAAGGGCAAGUGUGGGCCAACAGUGUCAGGUUUUUUUUGGACUAGUUACUCUGUUCUGGGUACCAAAAUAAACGUACUAGUUUGGUAUUAAGGGGAAAUGAGCAUAAUGUGUCAAAGUGUUAAUGUUUCAUACAUAAUCUCAUUUAAAUUAUUGGUAACCCUCAAGUGAAAGUUUUGAGCAUUGCAUUUUCUGUACAUAUGUUUGGAAUGGUUGUUAUUGUUCUGGGGUGAGGAAGAACCCACUUCUUCGUUUAAGAUGAUUAUUUUCGGGCAUUGGUCUUCAGCCAUGUAUGUGUUUCUUUUAAAAAUAUAUAAUCACAGUGAAGUUGCAAUAAAUAUAGCUUCUGCUCAGUUAUUUGAAGCCUGGGGGAGGCUGGGAAGGAGGAGAGCUUUAUCCUUAGUUUCAGAGAGAGCACUUAGGACCAAACUUCACUUUCAACUGUUUACAGAGGAGGCGGCAAAGGAUCUCAAACUCACAUAGCACCACUAGCUGUACAGGUUUUGGGGGACCAGACUGGUAGCUUAAACCAGCCUCCCCACUACACAGCAUUUGCCAGUGUCAACUUCAUGAGAGUGAAUACUACUCCUUGCAGCAUUAACUCUCUUUCACAGUUGUUACCUUCAGGAAGGCAUGGAUUCCUUCCCCCCACCACCUCUUAUGUAGGUUUGGAAUUUUGAACAAAGUCCAAUAAGAAAAAACAUCCCCUUUAACAGCUUCUGUAAAACAAACAAAAUAGGACUGGGACAAAUGCACAUUCAUUAGGGUGAUAUGUACUCCGUAGAUGAAGCUUGCCCCUGUUCCUGUUGAAACAAACUCUCCACCACUCUUCCUUGUAAUCAGGAUGUCAAAUAUCUCACUACCGACAAGUAUGUUUCAGACUUACUAUACCAGAGGAUUGUCCCUGCACACAAGAAUAGGCUGCUUCCCCUUACCUUCCCCAACAGGCCGGCCUUGUUAUAAACUGCCCUGCUUUGAAGUGACUGCCUAUUAUAAAAAGCCCAGAUCCAUCAUCUUCCUGUAAAAAGUCCUGUAUUUGACCUUUCAAGGAAGUGCUUUCUCUCAAAGUAUUACCCUUACUUACUAUCACAGUAAUACUGCUGCUGUAUUCCGUCUUCAUGCAUAAUACUUCCUGGCAUAAGACUAUUUAAUAAGGCACUGGGGCCCUAGUUGUAGGUAGGUCAUAUACUCCAAUAGAAAGCAUGCAUAGGUUUUUACACUGGGGGAGAGGUGGGGAGGGAGAACCACAGUUCAUAUGGAAUAUUACAGAAGGAUCAGAUUCUACAGCCCUUUCAAAGAGCCAUCUUUGGCCCAUAUAAAUCAAGUGCUAGAGCAGUAGGAGAGGGUUUUUUCCAGAAACAUGGCUGAGAUUAUUGUGAGAAGGAGUUGGACCUUAGAGCCAACUAUGAAAAGGAUGAAAAAAAUUUGGACUUUAUGUUACGUCAAAGCUAGGACAAUUUGCCAUGAAACUGUCCAGGGUGUCUCAAACCAAAGGAUUCCCUUCGUACUCUUCAAGUUUGAGGUUAGGAGCAUGAAGAACACAGUCAUUCCUGUGGAAGGAACCUCUUUCAUAAGGACUCCAACAGAAGAGAAGCUACCGUUGUAAGCAUCUCGCCACAAUUUUGACAACCACACUUCACCAGAGCCAUGUCAUGCAAUAACCUGAAAAGCCUCAAUCCUCAAACACAGUGAGUUUAAGCCACAGCUGAAACGCCUGUUGCUGGCUAUAGCAAUCAGUGAAUGGCUCCACACAGCUGGCUAACCUAUUUACCACACCACGUCCCUGCUUUCAUAUGGAAGCACCCCAGGUUCAUUUUACAUGUACACAGUGAACAUGAUCAAGGUCAGAAAAGCUCCAGGGCCUUAGUUACAAAAAAUGUCCAGACUGGCUAUUCAAGACUCUCAAGAUCACCCAAUGAAAAUAUUACCCGGUUCAUUCAGACAACUGUGGAAUAAACAAACUGAUAAGUGGCAGUCAAAAUUCACAUCUGCAAGUCUAAGUAAUACAGGCUCUUCUGGCAGAUGGGUCACUCAGCCUACAUGAGGAUGGAUCCAAAUAACAAUUCUGAACACAAAAACACUGGCACAGUAAACAACUCUGAGCAGUGCUUUACAAAAGAGGGCAAGUGUCAGCCUUUCCAUUUUAGAGAUCGGUAGGGUCCUUCCUUUUCAGUUCUUUUAUUUCAUUUUCCCUGGGAAUUUAUCAGAGUUUAUUACCUCAACAACAAAAACAGGUGAAAUUCAGUGCAAAAAUUUAUAAACCCCAAUAUCAACCCAGAAAAAUUAUGAAGUAUGCAAUAGAUUAAUGCUUUGAAGUCCGUUCAUCAAUGUGGUUUGCUGCAGACCUAAAACAGAACUCAAAACAAUGUCACUGAGUUUAAGAAAACAAUACAUCUCUGAACCCCAAAUAAAAGUUUUAAUUUGAACAAACAGCUUACUGUUGUAGACUUAGACCUAUUAGCCUAUAAAUAUUUACAUUUAAUAAUUGGGCCACACCAUUUGCAGCGCAUACACUCAACUUCAUCCUUUUUUUGUAUUUUGUAAACUUUUGAAUGCUUAGUGUUCUGAAACGUAUUCUGAUAGAUUUUCUUCCCAUUUUAGUGUCUCAAAUCUUUAAACCGUUAUCAGCCGAUAGCUUGAAAUGUGUAGGUGGUGGGCAUGAGAUUCCGUCCGUUCAGAUGCACACGCGCUUCAAAGCCUGCAUGCAGGCUGGUUUGUUUAUUGUGUGCGUCUUCAAGACUAUUACAUAGCCUUACUUCAAGGGGCAGCUUUGCAUAUACACAGACUAAUGUAUUAUCGUAAUAAAUGUAUCUCAUGCAAUGUAUUGUAUUUUCCUAAUAAAACAAGUUGUUUUUUA